UAUGUAAAAGACCAAGUUGCGGCACCUAUAUAUCUAAACACUAGUUUUCAGUUUCUCAUUGUCCGGCAACCAAAUCAAUUAUCUAUAGCUCCUUGAUAGUGAGAUCAGAAUUACGGAAAUGGUCACCGAAAAGUCUGAAUUAAGCCGUGGGAGGAGACGUCGUUUGCGCAUGGCAGAAAGUGACACUAUUGAGACUAAGUGUACUAAGAGACGCCGAAGAGAUACCUCCACUGGUGCACUAGGCUGCAACAAUAAACAAGAAGAACAACAGCAGCAACAAUUACAAGGUGAUCAACCUACUGCCACUACAGUGAAGAGAAGUUCAAGAUUCCGGGGUGUCAGCAGACAUCGAUGGACUGGGAGGUUCGAAGCUCACUUGUGGGAUAAAAGUUCCUGGAAUCCAACACAAAGGAAGAAGGGAAAACAAGUUUAUCUUGGAGCUUAUGAUGAAGAAGAAUCUGCGGCUAGAGCCUACGAUUUGGCUGCUAUCAAGUACUGGGGAACAUCUACUUUCACUAAUUUUCCGGUAUCUGAUUAUGAGAAGGAAAUUGAGAUAAUAAAAAGUGUAACAAAGGAGGAAUAUUUACCCUCUUUAAGAAGGAGAAGCAGCGGUUUCUCAAGGGGUGUUUCCAGGUUUAGAGGAGUUGCAAGGCAUCAUCACAAUGGGAGAUGGGAGGCAAGAAUAGGGAGGGUGUUUGGAAACAAAUAUCUUUAUCUUGGCACAUACAGUACACAAGAGGAGGCUGCUCAUGCUUAUGAUAUUGCAGCAAUUGAGUAUAGAGGGAUCAAUGCAGUUACCAACUUUGACCUAAGCACAUACAUCAGAAGGCUAAAACCUAGAGCCAAUCGUGCCCUCGCUUCUGAAGAACUUAAAACAACCAAGACAACAUCUUCUAACCUUUUUCCAACUGACCAGACAAAUGACUUACCUCUCUUCAGCUCCAAUCCUUUCACAGUAGAAGCAUUAGACAGCCCAAAGGAACAAGAUAUUUUGCUAAAGAAGGCCCCUGGUAGUCCUUGCGCCAAGUCAUCGCCCCCAACAGCACUUAGCCUGCUGCUUAGGUCUUCAAUGUUUAACAAACUAGUAGAGCAGAACUUGAAUGCAAACUUUGAUGAAAUUGAAGAGAACGACACAAAGGAGCUGAAUGAGAUAGCUGAUAACAAUGGAGCGGGAGAAAUGUUCUAUAAUGAAAUUGAUCACGUCCCUUUUAUGUGCUCCUCCAGCAGAGGAAUCUUGCCUGGUUUAGAAUCAGAAGAAAAUAACUUGCCAUUAUAUAACAAAACAGGGCAGUCCCGUGGAAUGGUGCCUUAA
Molecule: messenger RNA, 1312 nt
Organism: Durio zibethinus
Lineage: Eukaryota; Viridiplantae; Streptophyta; Magnoliopsida; Malvales; Malvaceae
Product: AP2-like ethylene-responsive transcription factor At2g41710
Biological process (GO): regulation of DNA-templated transcription
Molecular function (GO): DNA-binding transcription factor activity; DNA binding
Source: RefSeq, a predicted model, not a curated record